AUGCAUGGAACGCACCCAGGCUAGAGAUAGAGAAAGAGUUGCCAGUAGGGGUAGCACUUCAAAUGAUCAUGAUACAUGAAACAUCGGUUUAAAUUUGUUUUGAUGAUCUAUCCUGCUUGUCCUUGUUUCUUUCUUAGUCGCCCAGUCCAGUUGAUGCCGUAAAGCUGACGUGUAGCGAAAUGCAGUUCUCUUAGGACUUCUCGACCAUUUGAAUUUCAUCCUUUAUUCAAUUAUUGAGACAUGGUGUGUACGUGGAAGAUAGGAGCUGAACUGGUGAAAAAUGAAUGCGAGGUCGCAGACUUUUGAGCUUACUGUGGAAGGCCGUCAAGUUGAUGAAGCGGUUGCCAGUAUAUUCCAUACUGUGCUAUUUCAUCGAUCUCUCGGAAAGUUCCGCUACAAACAAGAGGGCAGCUAUUCUGUAGGAACUGUUGGGUAUGAGGAUGUUGACUGUGAUUUCAUUGACUUCACCUAUGUGUGUUGUUCUUCAGAAAAUUUAGACCAAACAUUAAAAAGAGAAAUUUCUGGCUUCUCAGAAGCAUUACGGUGCAAUGAUGGGCCAGGGUCAGGACAAAUUUCUUUGGAAUUCUUCCAGAAGAAAAAGAAUCGCUGGCCAUUUCAGCCAGAAUGUAUACCAUGGGAGGUAUGGAAUGUUCGUCUUGAGCUUAUCAAGCUGACUACUGAACAUGAGAGACAGGUAUGCAGAGAGAAGGUUGGUGACAUGCUCACUGAUAAAAUUCUUUAUAUAGCUGAGAUAAUGAAUAGGCAUGAAUAUGUGCCAAAGAUGCCCAAUCAGUCAGAAUUGGAUCUCAUCUUUGACACAACUUAUCCUGAUGUCCAACCGUACCUGUUUAAGCUCUCAUUUACUACCUCAGGGCCUACAAAUACUUCAGUAGGAAUGACAAUGAAAAAGCUUAUCAAGGAGACAUUGUCCCUGUGAGAGAAAAGAUGAGUGAUGUUUUUCACCAAAUUGGGAUUUGCUCAAAAAUCAAUUUACUUGAGCCAGUGGCAUUGUUACCUGUGAUAAAGUUUUUCUCAAGCAUGACUUUCAUACACUUAAUAAGCUGAAAAAUUUGUAGUAAAGAAUCAUUUUAGACCAAUUCAUUACAUGAAAAUAAUAGUACCAAACUCUGUGCUUAGAGGACUGAAGUGCUUGAGUCAAACAUAUUAAUUGACCAAGAGAUGAGUGAGAUGCACAUGCAUGUACUCAAUUUGAGUGAAAGACAUCGCUCACAAAAUAGUUGUAAAUAACUUGUAGUGUUUUCUUCCACAGACGAUAAAAUGUUGAGUAAAAGGACUUUGGAUAUGUGGACAAUCUAACUUAAACUUUCUGUUUCUUCGUAAUUGCAGUUUGGUGGUUGGCUCUAUUCAAUCUUUUGUUUUAUUUUAUUUUUCUCAAUUUACUUUCUGACUUCAGCCACAGCUGCAUAAGUAGUUUUGAAGCCAUCAAAAAUGUUAACGCUAAACUGAAACUCAAACUAUAAACUCUUUAAGAAUUCUUUAUUGUUUCUUUCGUUUCUUCAUUUUCCCUCUGUCUGGUGAAAGAACUUUAUUUAUAUGGUAGUCUGCUGUGAUUUGUGUCUACUUCAAAUUAGUAAAGAGAAUAGAUGUUAUGGACUUUCCUUGUAAAAGUAAUGUCUUUCAAUUUCUUAUCCCAUCUUAUAUUUUUUCCAUGUGAUUCCUGUACUAUUUCCAUACUUCAUGAAGAUGCUUGCUUAAUAAUUUGCAUUCUUGAAAUAACAGUAGUUUUAAAUCUAGUUGAGACAGGCCCUUAAAUUAAAGUAAAUUUUACUCUGCUGUCACACAUUUUUCAAGAGUAAAAUCUUUGAGGGGAAAAAAUUGUUUCUUGCCUCAGUUUAACUUUGUUUUAUUUAUCUAUCUAUGUAUGUAUGUACUAUGUGUGCUGUUAUGAAGUUGUUCCUGUAUUUAUGUUGAGGAAUGUGAAGGGUUGUACCAUGUACCAUUGUAGCUUAUUACUAACUUGGCAGGGUUCCCAAAGCCAUAUAUUGGUGUAAUAUGCAAAGAUUGUGAUGAUCUUCUGAUGUGAGAAAUGCGGUUAAUCUCUGCUGUGAACAGAGUUGUUUUUAUGAAAGAGCCAAUUUUAUAAAAUGUAAGGAACUAAAAAUCGAUUUGAAAGUGAGCAAGUGAUAUAGUGUUCAAGGGUUUUGUAUUCUUUUUUAUGCCAAACAAGAGGUGGUUGUAUCAUCAUAAUUUUCCUGCUUGUGGCUCAUACAAUUAGUCUGUCUUGAACAGUCAAGUGAUUUUUACCACAUGUUCAUAAUUUUGUAUCAUUUUGUAUAGUAAGAUCUCAUGGGACUUAUAUUAAGACAUCUCAGUGUAACUAAAAACAAAAAACAAACAAAAAAGAUCAGGAAACAAAAGCUGUCCAGAUAUUUUCACGGGGUCAUGUGAUAGGUACUGCUCAGAUGAUGUUACACAGCAGUAGCAUUAGACAUUAGAAAUUUCCUAACAAUGCCUUCAUCUACUGCCUGUCACGGUAUUAAUCGUACUACAAGUGUACAUUUAAAAAACAAAAUUGUCCUAUUACUGACAAAUAACCACAUUUUAAUAAUAAAUAUGCAUUGUAUCAUCUUUUAUGGAUUUUAUUGAAGUGUUUUUGGUGUAAACUUUCUAAUUUUGCUUCCUGCUGUGCACUUAGUGUCAUUACAUAACUACCAUAUGUUAAUGUUUUGUUGUAAAAUGAUGCUAUAAGCAAUUUAUUGUUUUUGUUUUAAAAAAAAAAACUUCUCUUCAAUACGAUUUACAGUUCUUAUUAAAUCCAAGAUGGGUAUGCUUGUUGUUGUUUCAUGUUUUGUUGUGCGGAGCAUUAUGUAAGGGGAAGAAUAUUGAAAGAUUGUUUUUGUUUCAUUAGAGAAAAGAAGAAACAUUUUAAUAAAGAGAUUGGUCACAUCUUAA
This is a messenger RNA of Frankliniella occidentalis (western flower thrips), 2913 nucleotides long. It is a transcript of the gene Atg101, whose product is annotated as autophagy-related protein 101. Bases 281 to 937 code for a protein of 218 amino acids. The record is from RefSeq and is a predicted model, not a curated record. NCBI's taxonomy places the organism in Eukaryota, Metazoa, Arthropoda, Insecta, Thysanoptera, Thripidae. Gene Ontology annotation, biological process: autophagosome assembly; autophagy. Gene Ontology annotation, cellular component: phagophore assembly site. The transcript has 6 exons.